This is a messenger RNA of Cantharellus anzutake, 1557 nucleotides long. Its product is annotated as glutamyl-tRNA synthetase. Lineage: Eukaryota; Fungi; Basidiomycota; Agaricomycetes; Cantharellales; Hydnaceae. The transcript is spliced from 13 exons. The coding region runs from base 1 to 1557 and encodes 518 amino acids. The record is from RefSeq and is a predicted model, not a curated record. Gene Ontology annotation, biological process: glutamyl-tRNA aminoacylation. Gene Ontology annotation, molecular function: glutamate-tRNA ligase activity; ATP binding; tRNA binding.
AUGGCAAGUGCUAAAAUUUUGCUUCGCUUCGCACCAUCACCCACCGGUCCCCUUCACUUGGGGGGCCUCCGGACUGCUUUGAUUAACCACCUUGUCGCGAGGAAGCUGAGAGGGAAGUGGAUUCUCAGAGUAGAAGACACUGACCAGAGCAGACUGGUUCCAGGGUCUGUGAACAACAUAAUAUCGUGCCUGGGUUGGGCGGGUUUAGAGUAUGAUUAUGGGCCUUAUCGGGACGGCCUUUAUGGGCCAUACUUCCAGUCCAAGCGACUUGAUCUCUACCACUUCCAUGCUCGCGCAUUGCUUGAGGCAGGUCAUGCGUACCGAUGCUUCUGUGGACCAGAAAAGUUAGCCGAAAUUCGUGGGAAGCUCGCGAAACUAGGAUCGAAGGCGACGUACGACAGAACUUGCUUACACCUCCCAGAAGAGGAGAGUAUCCGCCGAGUCAAGGCUGGAGAGAAAUACGUGAUAAGACUAAAGGACGCCUCAGUGUUUCCAGAAUCUCCAGAUCCCAACGAUCUGAAUGAUCUCGUAUUUGGUUCGCAUCGGCAGUCAGCAACUUCGCGCGCCACGGACACUAUUUUGAUCAAGACCGACCGCUUUCCGACAUACCAUUUUGCCUCCGUAGUGGAUGAUCAUAAUAUGGAAAUAACCCAUGUUAUUCGCGGUGAGGAAUGGCUGUCGUCCUUACCGCUGCACCUUGAACUAUAUUCGGCUCUAUCCCAAAAGCCUCCGCAGUAUGCGCAUGUCCCCUUGCUUCUGAAUAAGGAUGGGUCCAAGAUGUCGAAACGUAAGGGGGACACACAGGUUUUUGAUUUCAUUGAGCAAGGAUGGCAACCAGAAGCAGUUCUAAAUUGGCUUGCUCUUGCUGGUUGGAGUCGAUCUCAUGAUGAUGAAUCACAAGUUCAGGAGAGAAAAGUUUCUGUGGGCACAACAUCAACGGCUCCCGACGAUGUACUAGCUCUUGAUGAGCUCAUUCAGAAGUUUGACUUGGCGAGUCUGACGCAUCGGAAGAACAUCCUAGACCCUACAAAGCUCGCCUAUUUGAAUAGACACCAUCUCCAGAUACAACUAUCUCGACCCCAGACGAGGAUAGCGAUCGUUCGGAAGGCAACCAGAAUCGGGGAAAACUCUGCGAGAACACCUAUUAAUAGCCGCAUUAGCGAUUUCAUUACGACGGAGUACGUUGCAAAGGCUCUUCCGUCACUCAUGGAACGUUUAGCAAAUCUCAAAGAUUUGCCAACAGUCGCUCCGUAUUUGUUCACAGAACCGAACUUCUCUUCCUCCGAUGCCAAGGUGAUGUCGAAGUCGUUCUCGGAGGAUACGCUAGCUACGAUCAAGUCCAGUGCUAGCCUGGCUUUAGCAGCAGUACCAUGCCAUGAGUGGAAUGCAGGGACAAUUCAGGGUGCUAUCUCCAGUCUUAAGCAGAAUGCAGACUUUGCAGAGACGACUUGGAUGAAGGUCCUCCGAUACGCGCUAACGGCCUCCAAGAUUGGACCCUCGAUUCUAGACAUUAUGUGUAUUCUCGGACGCCAGCGCACUCUGACAAGGUUGUGCUAA